Molecule: messenger RNA, 886 nt
Organism: Panicum hallii
Lineage: Eukaryota; Viridiplantae; Streptophyta; Magnoliopsida; Poales; Poaceae
Exons: 2
Coding region: 98-400 (100 amino acids)
Source: RefSeq, a predicted model, not a curated record
GGAUGAGGAAGGUACCAAGCAAGGGGGAACUGCCAUCAGCUGGUUCCUACCAAGGAUAACCACCACUGCAUCUUGUUAACCUCUGCAGCCUGAGUCAAUGGGCUGCCAUGCACUUGCGAAAUCGACCGCUCUCCUCCGGGGAGUUAAGAGCAAGCAAAGCACUAACCUUGUGAGGCGACUGGAGCCUGCAGAAGUGCGAUCAGCAGAAACAUCAUUGUGGGUGCCACACCCAAGGACAGGGAUAUACUACCCCAAGGGCUUUGAAUGGGUCAUGGAGGAUGUUCCCAGUGGUGCAGCUUCAUUCCAGCAGUCAUACUGGUUCAGGACUGGGGAGGCAGAGUCAGCUAGCUCUACCACACCGAAGAACGAUGCUGCUUCCCUUGACCAUCCAUUUGUUUAAAUGUAUGACGAUAACUGGAAGAAUGCACUGGAAGAAUAACUGAAAGACAGCUCCAUGUUCCAGAGAGAAAAAAAUACACAGUUGUGCGGCCAUCACCAUCAAGCCAGGUCCAUGGAUUCUAUGGAAUACUACUUACCAGUUGUUAUGAUUCCAGUUUGCAGUAGCCGCAUCCACCAACAGAUCACGAACAAUGUCUGCCUUUCUUUUAUCUUUUUCUUUCUAAUAUUCUGUUGGUUCUACCUAAAUCAAACCUGCCCUUAACUGUACCUUUGGAACAUUCUGGAGUAGCAGUGCUUUUUUUAAUCUUGUCCUACUAAUUGUACUAAAAAUACUUUUUAAGUUUUGUUUCUCAAACUGCUAAGGGAGAAGCAAGCAUAGAAGGUCAUAAUACUGAUGCUUUAAGCAAAUUUAUAUUCAAUAAGAUUAUGCAUAUAUCCAAACUUCAGAACAUGUCUAGAGAUGAUAAAUGUACAACAUAAAUAUCAG